Molecule: messenger RNA, 326 nt
Organism: Amoebophrya sp. A120
Lineage: Eukaryota; Dinophyceae; Syndiniales; Amoebophryaceae
Source: the annotation of a GenBank genome assembly
GAUCGGCGUAAUAUUGAAGAAGCGAAGCCGCAGCCGGAACAAAAGUAAAGCGAAGUGUGUCAGCCGGAGUCGGAGCGGCCACCGAAAAGGGAGCAACGGCAGCUCGAGCUCCAGUCGAAGGAGCCGAAGUCGAAGUAGAAGCCAAAAAAAGAAAAGCAUCUUCAGCCGCCGACCUCCAUCCGUGCCUGCCAAAAAGGAUGUUGAGCCGAGGAAAUCAGUAGCGGAUGUACCAAAGAUGUGUUCGACCAGAAGUUCGAAGGAUGAAUCGUCGACCACUGCACCAGGAAGUAAAACCGCUGCGACCGCACUUCCAGCGACGAGCCGAU